Messenger RNA from Microtus ochrogaster (prairie vole), 1083 nucleotides. Its product is annotated as sodium-dependent glucose transporter 1C. The record is from RefSeq and is a predicted model, not a curated record. Lineage: Eukaryota; Metazoa; Chordata; Mammalia; Rodentia; Cricetidae. Gene Ontology annotation, biological process: transmembrane transport. Gene Ontology annotation, molecular function: D-glucose transmembrane transporter activity.
GUGCUUUUCGACUGCAUGAAUCAUUUCUUACUUUUGGGGAUGGCGAUGUUGGCUACCACAAUUGGUCUUUAUCUUGUUCCUUUCUGCAAGAGAGCACCAUUACUGAUUGCCAUGAUGUCUGUGUUUGGUGUUUCAUUUGGCGCUCUGGAUACAGGUGCAAAUGUCCUCAUCUUGGCUCUUUGGGGGGACAAAGGAGCUCCACACAUGCAGGCCUUGCACUUCAGCUUCGCCUUGGGUGCCUUCCUGGCUCCCCUGCUGGCUAAGUUGGCCUGGGGUACAAGAGCGUCCACUCAGAAUCACACAGAGUCCGACUUUGACCCUCUAAUGCUGAACCGAUCCUCUGAAGCCACCUCAGACUCUCUGUUUGCGGUACCUGAUGACAUGAAUCUGCUGUGGACGUAUGCUUCCAUUGGCACCUAUGCGCUAGUGGUUUCUGUCUUUCUGUUUGGUCUGUUUUGUAAGAAACGCUCAAGGCAGAAAAAAUCUGCAGCAUCUGGUCAAAGAGUUCAAAGAGCGAAGUAUCACUGGGCUCUGCUCUGCCUCCUCUUCAUCUUCUUCUUCUUUUAUGUUGGAGCCGAGGUGACCUUUGGUUCUUAUGUAUUCUCCUUUGCCACCACCCAUGUUGGCAUGAAAGAAACUGAAGCAGCCGGCUUGAACUCUGUCUUCUGGGGGGCCUUCGCAGCCUGCAGGGGCCUGGCCAUCUUCUUUGCCACAUUCUUACAGCCUGGAACCAUGAUUGUGUUGAGCAACAUUGGCAGCCUUGCUUCAUCUUUGUUUCUGGUGCUUUUUGACAAGAGCCCUCUCUGCCUCUGGAUCGCGACUGCUGUGUAUGGAGCCUCGAUGGCAACCACAUUUCCCAGUGGCGUUUCCUGGAUCGAGCAGUACACCACCUUAACUGGGAAGUCUGCAGCAUUCUUUGUAAUUGGUGGUACCCUGGGAGAAAUGGCGAUUCCUGCAGUCAUCGGAAUUCUUCAAGGACACUACCCAGACCUGCCAGUGGUUCUGUACGUCUGUUUUGCAUCAGCCAUAUUCACUGGAGUUUUAUUUCCUGUGAUGUAUAAAUUAGCCACCUUACCGCUGUAA